Molecule: messenger RNA, 1120 nt
Organism: Cajanus cajan (pigeon pea)
Lineage: Eukaryota; Viridiplantae; Streptophyta; Magnoliopsida; Fabales; Fabaceae
Product: annexin D8
Biological process (GO): response to salt stress; response to heat; response to cold
Cellular component (GO): plasma membrane; cytoplasm
Molecular function (GO): phosphatidylserine binding; calcium-dependent phospholipid binding; calcium ion binding
Source: RefSeq, a predicted model, not a curated record
AUGGCUACUCUAAUUGCUGCAAAAGAUUCUUCUCCAAUUGAAGACGCUGAAAAUAUCAAGAAGGCAUGCAAAGGAUUGGGGACAGAUGAGACAACUCUUAUAUCCAUACUAGCACAUCGAGAUGUAGCUCAAAGGAAACUUGUGAGGCUGGCUUAUGAAGAAAUUUAUCAUGAAGAUCUUAUCCAACAACUCAAAUCUGAACUUUCAGGAAGCUUUCAGAGAGCUAUUUGCGAUUGGACGAUGGAUCCAGCUGAAAGAGAUGCUGCAUUUAUUAACGAAGUAUUAAAGAAGGAAACACCAGAUUACAAAGUAAUUAUUGAGAUUGCUUGCACAAGAACUUCAGAGGAGUUUCUUGCUGUAAAGCGUUCAUACCACUUCCUAUACAAGCAUUGCCUUGAAGAAGAUUUGGCAUCCAAAACAAUUGGUGAUAUCCGCAGACUGUUGGUUGCAGUUGUAAGCACCUAUAGGUAUGAUGGAGACGAGUUUGAUGAAAAUCUGGCCCAUUUAGAAGCAAAUGUUCUUCAUGAAUUAAUAGAACAGAAGACUUUUAACGACGAUGAAAUCUUUAGAAUUUUAUGCACAAGAAGUAAGAAGCAGCUGUGCGCAACUUUUAGCACCUUUAGAAACAUUUAUGGCACGACAAUUACCAAGGGAUUAUCAAUUAGUCCAAUUGAUGAAUACAUGGUAGCACUGCGUACUACAUUUCGUUGCAUUAAGAACCCUCGAAGAUACUUGACCAAGGUUUUAAGCCACGCCUUGAGUAAUUUGAUAGCUGAAGACCAUGCUUUGAGCCGUGUUAUCAUCACUCGUGCAGAGAAGGAUUUAAAUGAAAUUGAUGACAUUUACUUUAAGAGAAAUGGUGUCACACUUGGCAAUUCAGUGGCUAAGAAGACAUCAGGAAAUUACAAGACUUUUCUUCUUGCAUUGUUAGGAAAAAAUUGUGUUUAACGUAUUUGUGUUGUACUUUCUAACUGGGAUCACUAUACUAUCACACUAUAUAUUUAAGAAAAAUACUAUUCUCUAAGUAAGAUAUCAAGGAAAUAUAAAGGAGUUAUUUCUACAAAUUGGUUAUUUAACGGCAUGCAAAUACUAUUGCACAUUUCUUGAAAUAGUGAAAUAC